Molecule: messenger RNA, 6015 nt
Organism: Dromiciops gliroides (monito del monte)
Lineage: Eukaryota; Metazoa; Chordata; Mammalia; Microbiotheria; Microbiotheriidae
Gene: ZNF398
Product: zinc finger protein 398
Exons: 6
Coding region: 330-2249 (639 amino acids)
Biological process (GO): negative regulation of transcription by RNA polymerase II
Molecular function (GO): DNA-binding transcription repressor activity, RNA polymerase II-specific
Source: RefSeq, a predicted model, not a curated record
CAACAGCUGGGCAGCUGCGGAGGAGCCGGGCCCUCGGGAACCGGAGCUUGGCUAGAUUUGGGGCCGGGCCGCGGCGGCUGCGGAGGCGGAGGCAGCGCAGCUCGGGCCGGCCCUCGGGAGCUCCCAGCGGCCCUCAGGUCCCUGGCCCCGCGCCCUCCCUCGGCUGACUGCCUUAACGCAGGCCCCGGAGCUCGGGCCGAGCCGGCCUCAGAGAGCCCCCGCGGGUGCCGGGAGCGGAGCGAGAGGAGGAGGGGAAGGGGAAGAGCCGGACGAUCCGGAGCCCGCCCACGCCGCAGCCUCCCCGGGGCCUGGGAGCAAGACCGAGGGCCAUGGCCGAGGCGGCGCCAGCUCCGAUUCCAGAAUGGGAAUCAGAGUGUACCACUUCACUGCAGUCCCUCCCACUGCCAAGUGAGGCCCACCUGCAGACAGCAGCCAUCUCCCUAUGGACAGUUGUGGCAGCAGUUCAGGCUGUAGAGAGAAAGGUGGAGGUGCACAGCCGGAGGCUUCUGCAUCUGGAAGGGAGAACAGGAGCAGCUGAGAAUAAGCUGAACAACUGUGAGAAAACAGUAGCAGACCUUGGGAACCAGCUGGAGGGCAAAUGGGCUGUGUUGGGGACCCUGCUCCAGGAGUAUGGACUGCUGCAGCGGAGGCUAGAAAACAUGGAGAACCUGCUGAGAAAUAGGAAUUUCUGGAUCCUCCGACUUCCCCCAGGUAUUAAAGGAGAUAUCCCAAAGGUGCCAGUGACGUUUGAUGAUGUCUCCAUCUACUUUUCUACGCCAGAAUGGGAGAAGUUAGAAGAAUGGCAGAAGGAACUUUACAAGAACAUAAUGAAGGGCAACUAUGAGUCUCUCAUCUCAAUGGAUUAUGCCAUGACACAACCUGAAGUUUUGUCCCAAACUCAGCCAGAGUCAGAGCAGAAUGCAGAGAACCAGGCAAGACCAGAUGAGAGUGAGAUGACCACAGAACCCAGUGAUGAGCCAGGCAUUUCCACAUCAGACAUUCUGUCUUGGAUUAAACAAGAAGACGAGGCCCAGGUGGAAGGUUCACAGGCGCCUGAGGAAAGUGACAUUUACAAAGGCACCUAUGCCGAUGAUGAGCUUGCCAUCAAAGCUGAAGGGCUUGCUGGAGGCCCUCUGUGUUCAGAUGCCCAGGUUCCCUCUGCCAAUCCGCCAGCAGUGGCAAAAGAUGCUUUCCAGGAUGCAGCUUUCAAGAGCCAGCAUCCUCCACCUGUGCUGCCCUCUGGACCUCCACUUAGUAACCCCAUUGACCCCCUUGGGGGACAGGCUAGUUUCACCCAGCUGGGCAACCUUACCCUGCCCCCUCCACCUGGAGAGCAACAGCAACUCUUCCCUUGUCAUCGUUGUGGCAAGAAUUUUAACCAGAAGGAAAUGCUGACCGACCACCAGAGUAGCCAUACUGGUGAGCGUCCCUUUGCCUGUGCCCAAUGUCCUAAGCGCUUUGCCCAACAGGCCAAUCUCAGCAACCAUGCCCGCGUGCACACAACUGAGCGGGCCCAUACCUGCCCACAUUGCUCCAAGAGCUUCGUGCACCCCUCUCGGCUUACCUACCACCUGCGGGUCCACAGUGGUGAACGGCCCUUUCCGUGUCCGGAAUGCCCCAAGCGCUUUGCUGACCAGUCUCGGCUCACCAGCCACCGACGUGGCCACUCUGGUGAGCGGCCAUUUCGCUGUGCUCAGUGUGGUCGGAGCUUCAGCCUAAAGAUCAGUCUUCUGCUCCACCAGCGGGGCCAUGCCCAGGAGCGCCCCUUCUCCUGCCCUCAAUGUGGCAUCGACUUCAAUGGCCACUCGGCACUGAUCCGCCACCAAAUGAUCCACACGGGUGAGCGGCCCUAUCAGUGUGGCGACUGUGGCAAGAGCUUCAUGCGUAAGGAGCACCUGCUCAAUCACCAACGGCUGCACACAGGCGAGCGUCCCUUCCACUGUGCUCACUGCGGCAAGAGCUUCAUUCGUAAGCACCACCUAAUGAAGCACCAGCGCAUCCACACAGGUGAGCGGCCCUACCCCUGUCCCUGCUGUGGCAAGAGCUUCCGCUACAAACAGACGCUCAAGGACCAUUUGCGAGCAGGCCAUGACGGAAGCUGCAGUGGUGAUGGAGAUGUGCCCGGGCAGCCUCCAGACCCCCCUGGCCUCCUCCUACCAGGGCUGGAGCCCACGGGCUUAGGGAUGGGAGCUGAUGGCCUAGAAACCAACCACUGGUCUGGGGAGGGCGGUGGAGGGGGUGUUUUAUAACCCCUCAUCUCUUGUUUACCCAGCGAACGGAAAGUCCCAAAGACAGGGAGCCUGAGGGCAUUUUAAACUGGCUCUUUGGUGCGCCUUGGGCAUUUCACAUCUAACUAGGGACAUGCCUGGUUGUUUGGAACUUCCCAAUACUGCAAAUAACAAAGACACAUUGUGAAACUUGGAGGAGCUUGAAAAGAGUCCACCCACCCCGUCCUUAUGAAGAAAUCACAUGAGCUGAAGAGGUGAUAAUGUUGCAGAGAGGCUGAAAGCAAGAAAUUGGUAAAUCACUGGCAGAUAAUCUAAAUUAGUUUGUAGGUCGAAGUCCAGGGGAGGGGCCGGUAGCAUGGGAAAACGUCUAAAACGUGAUACCUUCCCUGUACUAUGGAGUUGAUGGCCCAUUGAAGCUUCUCCCUAACCCCUGGGUGGGUGAGGUGGUUGUUAGAGGGGAGUGCUAGGCCUGGAGCCACCAAAUGAGGGCUGGCACUCUCUCCUCCUGGUUCCAGCAUAGAUCCACCUACUUGUAUUCCUGCUUAUCUUCCCUGAAAUAGACCCAGCAUGAUGGAGAUUCCUUUUCUUCAUCCGUGUCAACUCAAGACUUGUCCUGCUAUAAGAUUUCUUGGAUUUAAUCAAUGUGAUUUUCUUUAAAUAUUGGAUCAGCCCAGGGUAAGAGAUUUGAAUUUUGUAGGUUGAGAAUCUCCUUAAGGAGAAUUGGUUGGUUUUGACUUAUUUACUGGCUUGGUUUACAGUCUUCCCUCUCUAGUAUUCAGGAUUUUACUGAAAUUUAAAAUUCCUGGAUAUUGGCAUUCUCAGCCUACAUACCAUCCCUGACCCCCAAAUCUGAAAAAUAGGAUUCAUUGUAGUAAAUGGCAGGCCAUGUCUCUAAAGGCACAGCCCAAGAUUUGUGACAAGGCCACCAAUUUUAGAUGUGAAUACAUCUAAUCUAUACAUUUUUCUAUGUCUUUACAGAAAAAAAAGCUAGCUUUUCUCUUUCUGAUAUUUUGGACAUUUGUGACUAUAUAUGGCAGAAAAGAUUACAACUCACAGCUUUCAAACUAGCUGAAGCCUCUCGUUAUUUGUUUCAUUAGCAAUGAAACUGUCAUUUGGUAAUGUGGCUGGCUCAAAUCAUUAGAGGAAGUGUAUGUUCAUUCCCAUUUGGCCCUACCUUGGGAAAGUGGUAAAAAGCUUCCUCCCUAGCUGGUAGCUGGCCCUUCCUUGUACAUAAACAACCUAUCUGCCCCCAUCAUGCUCUCAGGGCUACUGGCUAUUGUGUGCACAAGUUCAUUAGUUGUUGUGUAUGGGUUCCCCAGUCAUCUGGAGCAACUGAGCCACCUGGUUCUAUUUCUCAUCGCAUUGGGGCCUGUUACUUCCUUCUCUGGGCCCUAAUUUACCUUUCUGUAAAUUAAGAACAAUCCCUGGCCAGUUCAUCUCAGACAGCUGGUGUUAGGAACAAGUAAGACUAGAAGUGUUCUGCAGAAAUGCAGAAUGUGAUUGAGUCGGGCAGCAUCUCCUCCUCUCCUGUCAAAAACCCAUUUAAUUAUUUUUCAGUUUCUUAUGUAGGCAGACUUGAAUAGGACAACAGAGUUAAGGUGGAAAAACUUGUGGCUGAAGCUUGACCCACAUCUAUUAGAAUUGUAUGUAUUUUCUUAAGAAUAGAGAACCUACGGGAGACAUGGGUAGUGUUCUCAUAUAGAAGCUGCAGCCCUGCACAGGAGAGGCUGUUAGCCUCAACCAGAAGGAGGAAGGCUAACAGCAUCUCUCACCAAGUAUUCUUCUGCUCUCAGAGAGUACUUUAGUCUGUGGUAUUAAAUGGCAAGACCUUUACUUGGUGGUUUGAGUGAGAAGGUAUGUCUUUCCCUCACAUUCUGACCUUAACUCUCACACAGAUGGCAUAAUUUUCCCUGACUAGCAGUGAUGUUGAGCAUUUUAAACAGAAAGGCUUUGUAAAAUGUAGUGGAAAGUGUUGGGCGAGAACUUAGGACAUCCAGGUUCUGCCAUUAAGUAGUUUUGUGACUUUGGGCAAAUCACCUCUCUGUCUCAGUUUUCUUGUUUGUAAAAUUGUUAGAAGACCUUCCAGAGCUAAGAUAUUGUAAUUCUAUGAGGCAUAGUCAACAUACUGAAUGCAGAAGAAUGUACAGAUUUUCUAGGAAGAAGCCACAAGAGGACGGCAGGUGUCAGGCUCUCAGCACUGACACAAACUGGGAGUUUAACAUGGACUCAUGAUCAUCUCCUCUAAUCUCCCACUCCCUGACUAGUGAAGAGAACCCCAGACCGGCAAUUCAGAAAAAAAAAAUCAUUUGCUUUUUGAAGAUCAGAAUGUGGACAAUCAAAUUGCUACUUAAAUAAAAGGACUAACCUCAUGAGUAGAAAAGUGUCUAAGGGCUGUGCCCUUAGAAAGAUGUCUGGGGUCCAAUUUCCACAUUGAUCCUUCAGGUCCCUCGAAUGGAUUAAGCUGUUAGACUGGAGUUUGAAAAGGUGCUUUAAGAUAACAAGAUCAUAAGUCCUCCUAGGCAAAAAAGAUGAUCCCCAGCCACAGGUCCCAGAUGCAGCCAACCGUGUCUCACCUGGAUUCUCUCAGUAUUCUUCAUUUGUGGCAGAAAAGUUUAACAAAUAUACUAGCCUGUCCCCACUAUUCACCACUCUGCCCUCCCUUUCAGUUAAAAGUUCAUGCCUUUACACACAGAUAUCAUCUAUCUCCUCUACCAUUUUCAACCAUUGUAAUUGUCAGUUGCCAAGCAGUGACUUAUAUCACUAAUUAAUCCAAUUGGUUUAUUAAGGAGAUCAGAAUAAACAGACUCACUCUUUGCUGGGUAUUUUCAUUGUCUCUUGUGGGAUGACAGUUAUUCUACAUGCAAAUUGGUGAACGUUGGUAAAUAAUCAGCCUGUAAAUUAGUUUGUUACCUAGCAAGAAAAAUGGUCAUUAUCCUUCACUAUUGACCCAAUAUUGGGGGUACCUUAUUGCGGGCCCUGGGGUAACAUCAGGAACCUCUGUGACUUACCGUCAUCAAAAGAUUUUGUUCUUAAUAAAAGGAAUCCUUAGAGCCUCGGUGAUUAGGAAAUCUAGGUUUUUGCUCCCACUUGCUUCAUAUAGUAUAAAGGUAACUCAUGGGUUUAUCCUCAGACCCCCUCUGCAGAAAGAGGAGACUGUCUGAAUCAGUAGAAGUCACCCCAGAAGUCUCUCUGCAGUACUUGAGGGUGACAUGAUGGGAAUGAAUAAGUGAAUGAAUCCCUCAGAGGCCAGUGGGAGAGAUUCCCUGGUCUCCUCUGGUUCCUGGUGGGGCUGCUGGGUUGCCUGUGAAGCUUUAUCUUCACUCUUCAGCUCCAUCGUAGGCAGGAGCAUAUUUCUAGAUUAGAGCAGCCUGUUUGGCUCAUGGAUGUUUUGUGCAAGGAGCAUUUUUUGUCUUAGCAGUUUUUGUGACCUCAACAUGAGCAAGAGUUAAGAGUGUUCUCAGAGCAAUGUGUACCCUUUCAAACUGUCCCUUCACAAACACUACUCUGUAUUCUAGUUUUUCUUUCAGUGGACGUGAAUAAACAAAAAUAUACUUCAUGUCACAGUGUAUGUCAACUGUGAAAGCUUCGAAAGGAACAUCCCAAAUAAUUAGAUUAUAUUCGUGAAUACAAAAAGAGAAACCAGUUUCCCACCAUAGAAUGCAAACAUGAAGUGGGGAAGACAUCUGUGCCCAGCCAAAAGCAGAGGGGCACACCAAAAAAGGGACCAGGGUGCUCUGAGGGACUGUUGAGUAAGCAGUUCAAAUAAAGUCAUAGGAGUUUUGAUAAA